This is a messenger RNA of Mangifera indica (mango), 3680 nucleotides long. RefSeq names its product probable LRR receptor-like serine/threonine-protein kinase At1g74360. Gene Ontology annotation, molecular function: protein binding; protein kinase activity; ATP binding. The coding region runs from base 259 to 3516 and encodes 1085 amino acids. The transcript has 2 exons. Lineage: Eukaryota; Viridiplantae; Streptophyta; Magnoliopsida; Sapindales; Anacardiaceae. Gene Ontology annotation, biological process: protein phosphorylation. The record is from RefSeq and is a predicted model, not a curated record.
UUCUUAAAAUUAUUAAUCACUGUUUACUAAUCAUUCUUUAUUGAGAAAAAAAUUUGUUUUGAAAACGAAAUAUUGAGAAAACUAUUUAGCAUUUUUUUCAAAGUUUGGUCUAUGUUUCCAAUUCCAUUCAACAUCAGCAUAAGCAGGGCUGUUCCAUUUAUGAAGCUUGAUCAACUGUAAGUAAUUUUCCCCAGAAGGAGAAAUAACAAUAGAACAGAGAGGAAGAAAUAAGAAAGAUUUUGUUCUUACUGGAUUAUCAUGUCAGACGAUGAAACUGAUCCCUGUCGUUUUGGGUUGUUCAUAUUUUUUAUUCUAGUCUCAGUUACAGUUGUUGCAGGAGAUUCUCUGGAAACAGACAAAGAAGUUUUAUGGAACCUGAAGCUUUUUCUUGAAGAAAACAACCGUGUAAACAAAGGAAAUUAUUCAGAAUGGAAUCAGAACUCAAGCCCUUGUGAAUGGUCUGGAGUUUUGUGCUCUUCUGAUAAAGCCAGAGUCACCGGCCUUAAUCUCUCUGACAAUAACAUUUCCGGCCAAGUUUUCGACAAUUUUUCUGCCUUGACACAGCUCACUUAUCUUGAUCUCUCCAAAAACACUUUUGAAGGGUCUCUUCCUGAGGAUUUGAGCGGCUGCCACAACCUCAAGUAUCUCAAUCUCUCUCACAACAUUCUUGAGGGAGAGCUGAAUUUGAAUGGGUUGAGUAAUUUAAAGGUUCUUGACUUGUCUUUGAAUAGGAUUUAUGGGGAACUUCAGUUUAGUUUCCCUUCAAUUUGUAACAAGUUAGUGGGGGCUAAUCUUUCAGAGAACAAUCUUACAGGAAGGAUCGAUAAUUGCUUUAACGGGUGUGGAAAUUUGAGGUAUCUGGAUUUGAGUGCUAAUUAUUUUAAUGGGAACAUAUGGAGUGGAUUGGUGCAGCUGGUGGAGUUUUCAGUUUCUCAGAAUUACCUUAGUGGGCCUGUUUUGGAUUCCAUUUUUACAGAGAAUUGCAGUCUUGAGAUUUUAGACUUUUCUGAAAAUGAUCUCACUGGUCCUUUUCCUGGAAAUGUUUCCAGUUGCAAGAACUUGGUUAUCUUGAAUUUAUGGGGAAACAACUUUUCUGGGCCUAUUCCGCCAGGGAUUGGUUUGAUUUCGAGUCUUGAGGCGUUAUUCUUGGGGAAUAACAGCUUUGAUAGGGUGAUUCCAGAGUCUCUUUUGAAUCUGAGUAGGCUGGUCUUUCUGGAUUUGAGCAAAAACAAUUUUGGAGGUGACAUACAGCCGAUUUUUGGGAAAUUUACUCAAGUGAAGUAUCUUUUAUUGCAUGGAAAUUUCUACACUGGUGGGGUAUAUUCUUCAGGUAUUCUUAAGCUGCCUAGCCUUUCUAGAUUAGACCUGAGCUUCAACAACUUCACCGGUCCAUUGCCAAUUGAAAUCUCCCAAAUGCAGAACUUGAAGUUCUUGGUCCUUUCGUAUAACAAUUUCAAUGGCAAUAUUCCACCGGAGUAUGGAAACUUGCCUGCAAUUCAAGCUAUUGAUCUUUCCUUCAACCAGUUAACUGGAUCAAUACCACCUUCCUUUGGGAACUUGACAUCUCUCUUGUGGUUAAUGCUCGCAAACAAUUCACUUUCGGGUGAAAUUCCUGCCGAAAUUGGGAAUUGCUCUAGCUUGUUGUGGUUGAAUCUCGCAAACAACCGGUUGUCUGGGAACAUCCCAACUGAAUUGACUAAUAUUGGGAGAGAUCCCUUUUCAACUUUUCAGCUAAACCAACAACAAACUGACCAGAUUAGUGUAGGCUCUGGUGAGUGCUUGACAAUGAAGAGGUGGAUUCCUGCAGACUACGCACCAUUCAGUUUUGUGUAUAACAUCCUCACAAGAAAGAGUUGCAGAAGCUUAUGGGAUAGAUUACUCAAAGGCAAUGGCAUAUUCCCAGUUUGUGUUGGCGGUUCAAACGUUCGUACUUUUCAAAUCACAGGCUAUCUUCAACUCAGUGGGAAUCAACUUUCUGGUGAGGUGCCUACUAAUAUUGGUAAUAUGCUGAAUUUCAGCAUGUUGCAUUUGGGUUUUAAUCAGUUCUAUGGGAACCUGCCUCCACAGAUUGAUAAGUUGCCCUUAGUAGUUCUAAACUUAACUCGAAACGAGUUCUCAGGUGAAAUUCCAACAGAAAUUGGGAACAUUAAAUGCUUACAGGAUCUUGAUUUAUCUUAUAACAAUUUCUCUGGCACAUUCCCUGCUAGCUUCAAUGAAUUGAAUGAUCUGACCAAGUUCAAUAUCUCUUACAAUCCAUUUAUUUCUGGCACAAUUCCAUCAACUGGGCAGUUAAUAACACUUGAGAGCACGUCCUACCUUGGAGAUCCACUUUUGAUCCUUCCAGAUUUUAUUGCAAAUUCCCCUGCUCAGCCUCCAAAACAUGCCAAAUCCAAUGAAGGGACAAGGAAGACUAACUUGGCAGUAGUUCUGGCUUUCCCAGCUCUUAUACUAGUGGCCUCAAUAUGUGGAAUUUUGUCACUUGUAAUCUGCAUAUCAGUGAAAAGUUCAGAGGAGCAACCAGGAUAUCUCUUGGAGGAUUUAAAAUACCGACAUGAUCUUGCGUCAAGCUCAGGAGGGUCAUCGCCAUGGCUGUCAGAUACUGUUAAGGUCAUUCGCUUAGACAAAACAGCAUUUACUCAUGCUGACAUUUUAAAUGCUACAAGCAGAUAUUCGGAAGAUAGAAUUAUUGGGAAGGGAGGAUUUGGUACAGUGUAUCGAGGAGUAUUGCCUGAUGGAAGAGCAGUGGCAGUAAAGAGGCUACAAAGAGGAGGAAUUGAAGGCGAAAAGGAAUUCCGAGCUGAAAUGGAGGUUCUCAGUGGGAAUGGUUUUGGUUGGCCUCACCCAAAUCUUGUCACACUCUAUGGAUGGUGCCUUGAUGGAUCAGAUAAAAUAUUGGUGUAUGAGUACAUGGAAGGUGGAAGCUUGGAGGAUCUUAUAUCAGAUAGAACAAGAUUAAGUUGGCGAAGACGUCUAGACAUAGCAAUUGAUGUGGCACGCGCAUUGGUAUUCCUACACCAUGAGUGCUAUCCUUCUAUUGUGCAUCGUGAUGUCAAAGCAAGCAAUGUCCUAUUAGACAAAGAUGGCAAGGCACGGGUUACAGAUUUUGGCCUUGCUAGAGUUGUUGAUGCCGGGGAUAGCCAUGUGAGCACAAUGGUAGCUGGAACAAUUGGUUAUGUGGCCCCAGAAUAUGGACAGACUUGGAAAGCCACAACAAAAGGCGAUGUGUAUAGUUAUGGAGUUUUAGCGAUGGAGCUAGCAACCGGAAGGAGGGCUGUCGAUGGAGGGGAAGAAUGUCUCGUGGAAUGGGCCAGACGCGUUAUGGGGAAUGGGCGACAUGGAUUGGGUAGAAGUGUUAUACCAGUUGUGCUUCUGGGGUCUGGACUAGCCGAGGGUGCAGAGGAAAUGUGUGAGUUGCUUAGAAUUGGGGUAAGCUGCACCUCAGAGGCACCACAGGCUAGACCAAAUAUGAAGGAGGUGCUGGCAAUGUUGAUCAAACUACUUCCUUAUUACGGUUGAAAUUUUGAAACCGGUAACAAAUUCAGAAUUUGUCAAUAAUUCUAGGGCCUUUAGAUACCUGUACACAUAUACAUACGUAAUUUUGUUGCUCUUAUUCUUCUUGUACACAAACAUUCAUCAUUUAUACAUACCAAAGAAGAAGAUAAUCACAUUUGUUCAUCAAA